AUGAGUGCGAAAAAACCUGUGUGCUUGACAUUAAAAAAAAAAGCUGAAAUUCUCGAUUUCUUACAAAAGGGGUCGAGUGUGACAUACUUAGCAAAGAAAUAUAAUGUUGCUAAAUCAACAAUUUGUGGCAUUAAAGCGAAAAGAAACGUGAUUUUAAAAUGCGUAAACAACACAUUUUCUGGGCCUGGAAAAAGAAAAACCCUGCGUACUUCAGAGCUGCCCAAAAUGGAGAAAUCUCUUUAUCGUUGGUUUCUCUGUAUGCGAAAUAAGAACUGGCCAGUAAGUGCUCUAAUGCUGAAAGAAAAAGCCAAGAAACUGCAUUCAAAAUUUAAGGAAAAGGAAGGUGACUUUUAUGCUAGUGAUGGAUGGUUUCAAGGAUUCAAAAAAAGAUACGGUAUUCGACUUCUGCAAAUAUCUGGCGAAAAACUGUCUUCGCAGUCUCAGUUAGUGGACCCGUUUAAAGAAAAACUUAAAGAUAAAAUUGCUGAAUUCGAAUUGUGUAACGAUCAGCUAUAUAAUGCUGAUGAGUCCGGCUUAUUUUGGAAACUUCUGCCAGAAAAAACGUACGUGUCCACUUUAGAAAAGAGAGCCCCAGGCGUAAAGUCGGAGAAGCAGCGAAUCACUUUCUUGUGUUGCUCAAACGCCACCGGAUCUCAUAAACUCAAACUUUUGGUAAUUGGAAAGGCGAAAAACCCACGAUGCUUUAAAAACCUCCAGUGUCCUACCAACUAUAAAAACUCAAAGUCCGCCUGGAUGACGGCGACUAUUUUCAAAGAAUGGUUUCAUCAAUCAUUCGUUCCUCAGGUGAAAUCAUUUUUAAAAGAGAAAAACUUGCCAAUUAAAGCUCUUCUUCUAAUCGACAAUGCUCCUUCCCAUCCAAAUGAGGCUGAACUGACAACGGAAGAUGGGCAAAUAUUCGCAAUGUUUAUGCCACCAAACGUUACUCCCCUCAUUCAACCGAUGGAUCAGAAUGCAAUAAAAAUCACGAAGUUAUACUACAGAAAUAGCCUUCUUGCUUCAAUAGCAGCAACGCAAUCUGACUUGCUCGAGUCUAUGAAGAAAAUAACAUUAAAAAGUGCUAUAAAUUUUUUGGAAGCCGCUUGGAGUCGUGUCGGCAAAGAAAUUCUGUCUAAGUGCUGGAAAAAUAUUUUAAAUUUUACUGUGAAUGAUGAUGACCCCGAAGAUAGUAUGCCUUUGGCGAUUUUAAAAGAAAAAUGGGAAACUGAACUUCGCUCCUUGAUGUGCAACACCGCCGAUCUUCUUAACAGUUUAAAUGCUGAGAGUGAAUUUACGUUAUCAAAUGUUAAGGAAUGGAACGAAGAUAUUGAUGAAGAUAAUGCGCAUGAUGAUAUUGGACAUGAGGACGAACCUGACGAAGACUGCAUCUCAGAGGCAUCGGUGAAAAUUAUACCAAGUGAAGCAGUUGAAAUUUUCAACAAAGCAAUACAGUGGGCCAGUCACGAAGGCGUCGAUCAAAAGGAUAUGAAUGUACUUAGACGUCUAAGGGAGAAUGCUGUGUUUCAAGUGUUAGAAAGAAAGAAGACCCAAAACAAAAUGACUGAUUUUUUUAAAUAA
Messenger RNA from Teleopsis dalmanni, 1575 nucleotides. RefSeq names its product jerky protein homolog-like. Gene Ontology annotation, molecular function: DNA binding. Gene Ontology annotation, cellular component: nucleus. The record is from RefSeq and is a predicted model, not a curated record. The coding region runs from base 1 to 1575 and encodes 524 amino acids. The transcript has 3 exons. Lineage: Eukaryota; Metazoa; Arthropoda; Insecta; Diptera; Diopsidae.